Messenger RNA from Petromyzon marinus (sea lamprey), 4878 nucleotides. RefSeq names its product ATP-dependent clpX-like chaperone, mitochondrial. NCBI's taxonomy places the organism in Eukaryota, Metazoa, Chordata, Hyperoartia, Petromyzontiformes, Petromyzontidae. The record is from RefSeq and is a predicted model, not a curated record. Gene Ontology annotation, molecular function: ATP binding; ATP hydrolysis activity; zinc ion binding. Gene Ontology annotation, cellular component: mitochondrial matrix.
AGGGAAGGAGGGGCGGGGCGGCGUUACGUUCCGAGUGCUGCCCACUUUCUUACGUUAAGACCGAAGCGGAAGGAUUUCGCCGCAACCCUGGCUGUCCGCCUGAUGAUGUCUGCUGUAAUUACUGGCGAAACGUCGUACUCGAAUUGUAAAUGUCGUGGAGUUUACUCUCCAACACACCGGGUGUGUGUGCUUAAAAAAACAGCAGCGAAUCGGCACGUUUUUAGUACGCGUCAAACCUGACUAAUUGCCCGCGUGGUCGGGUGGUGUGGCGGGUUUAACGACACAUUAAUAUUUUCGCGAUAUAACCCCAAACGCAACCUCCGUGUUAUGGACACGUUAACCCGACCCUCGUGUAAGAUGGCCGACGAUCUCAUCGCGAGGUGACGUCAUCACAGGGUGACGUCAUCUCGUCGACACGUCGUGAGUGACGUCACCGCGUAAACAAACAAUGGCGGCGGCCGAUGAUCCUGUGGCCGUGUGAGUGUCACCGCCGGCAAAACUUUUCACUUCCCGGCGAAUUUCACCUCAGAGGAGGAUUUUUUUUGUUGUUCUUCUUCACCACCCCCCUUCGUCGAUCGCUUUCUCGGCGCGACGAAGAAGCUCGUUCGGUCUCCCCCGCCCGUCGUUCGUCUUGAUGAUUUUUUUUGAUGGUCGUUUUUUUGAGCUGUCUGACGGGACUCAAAGCGCGAUUAUUUCAAGUUCUCGGAGGUGACUGACACACAGCGAGGAAUGCCUUGCGCGCUGCAAAGAUCGGGGCGACCCCUGCUCUAUGCUUGGGGUCUCGGGGCCACCGCGGUGAACACUGGAGGCCGAGCGCGUGUAGCGUUCGCGGGCUGCUCCCUGUGGCCCUGCCCUUUCCCCAAGCAGCUAUGGCCGCUCCUGCGGCUUCCGACAAGGGCCCUUUCCUUCUCCCCCUCUGUCUCCAGGGCCAAGGAGCCUCCCUCUCACCCACCUCGUUCCCCGCCGCCCUCCAAGCAGCAGGGAGGGCCCACGGGCGGCAAGAAGUCUGCAUCGGAGGGAGGAGGCAAAAAAGGCUCAGCCUCAGGAUCAAAGGCAGGGUCAGGGCUCGGUGCAGGGCUGGGGGCAGGGCUGGGGGCAGGGCAAGGCUCCGGCUCUGGAAAGGGUGAUGGGGAGCAACCUCGCUGUCCUAAAUGCGGGGAUCCCUGCACCCUCGUGGAAACUUUUGUGUCAGCGUCGGCACGCUUCGUCAAGUGCGAGAAGUGCCAGCACUUCUAUUUGGUACUCACCGAUCCCGAUUGGAGGCGAGGGCUAAAGGCGUCCGACGAGGAGGAGGAGGCUCCACGAUUCUCCUACACACAGCGCCCACCACCCCCGCCCAAGAAGAUCAGCGAGUUUCUGGACCUACACGUCGUUGGUCAGCAGCACGCGAAGAAGGUCCUGUCGGUGGCUGUGUACAACCACUACAAGCGCGUGCACAGCAACCUGUGCUCAGUCUCGCAGCAGAAGCAGAAGCAGCAGGAUGAGGCUAGCCCAGCUGAGAUACAGCCGGUGCUACCCCCACGUGAAGUAGAAACUGGAAGGCAGGCAGAUUUUUACAAGCUAACAAAGCUGCUGGAGAUGACGGGGAGCCAGAAAGUUGCGUCCUCGCCACCGACGAUGGGGGGAGCCGCAGGGACGGUGCGCCGGGCGAGCGAGGCCCUGGACCGAGCCAGCGCUGCCGGGAUUCACCUCGACAAGAGCAACAUCCUCCUGAUUGGCCCUACGGGCUGUGGCAAGACGCUGUUGGCUCAAACGCUGGCGCGCUGCCUGGACGUGCCGUUUGCCGUCUGCGACUGCACGGGACUCACGCAGGCCGGCUACGUGGGCGAGGACGUCGAGUCCGUGGUGGCCAAGCUGCUGCAGGACGCGGAGUACAGCGUGGACCGCGCACAGCAGGGUAUCGUCUUCUUGGAUGAGGUUGACAAGAUCGGGAGUGUGCCGGGCAUUCACCAGCUGCGAGAUGUGGGAGGAGAAGGUGUGCAACAGGCUCUGCUCAAGAUGCUGGAGGGUACGGUUGUUAAUGUGCCCGAGAAAAAUUCACGGAGACUCCGUGGAGAGACUGUGCAGGUUGACACAACCAAUAUUCUUUUCAUGGCAUCUGGAGCGUUCAAUGGCCUUGAGAAGAUUGUGAGUCUACGCAAAGACCAAAAGAGCCUGGGAUUCAAUCUGCGCAGCGGGGAUGAUGGGGUCCACGCAACCCUCAUGUCACCGCGACCGCCGCCCUCCGCGGCGUCGGCGGUGCUGCUCGGAGGAGUCGCGUCUGAUGCUCUGUGGGAGCAGCACGAGAGGGAUCUCUUGGUUCGGCAGGCGGAGGCGCGCGACCUCAUCGAGUUUGGGAUGAUCCCCGAGUUUGUGGGCCGCUUCCCCGUGCUCGUUCCGCUGCACGGCCUCGACACGGCGACGCUCGUGCGCAUCCUCACGGAGCCACGCAACGCGCUCAUCCCACAGUACCGCACCCUCUUCAGCAUGGACAAGUGCGAUCUGUUUGUGAAUGAGGAGGCCCUGACUGCGAUCGCUCGCUUGGCCCUCGAGAGGAAGACGGGAGCGCGUGGCCUGCGCUCCAUCAUGGAGAACCUGCUGCUGGACGCGAUGUUUGAAGUUCCCAGCUCGGACAUUGUUGCGGUGCGCGUGGACGAGGACGUGGUGCUGGGUGUGAAAGAGGCAGCCUACAUCCGCACCAAUUCCAAGGAAGGCAGCGCGGAGAAAUUCCAGAGGGGAGCGCUGGAGGAAAGCUGGCAUCGGCAGGUAGACGCUGCCAGCAGCUGACCUCCUCCAUGUGAGAUUUGAGUCGGCACUGCUGCGGCUGGAAGCCACUUGGCGGGCGUGCGCGGUGGGCGUGCGUGCGGGUGGGUGAACGGGGUAAGGCGACGGAUGUAGAGGUGGGGGGGGGGAGGCUAGCCCCGAUCGCCUGGGCUGUUCGUCCAAUUGAAAAAUGAACCUCAACGAGUAAAGUUCACAAUUUAGCGAGUUUGUUUCUAGCGCUAUGGCCCGGGGCACACUUUGGUGAGAGCAAUAGGCAUGUAAUGAUUCACCCAGCCAAGAUUCAGUGGAUGUGAUUUGCGAUCACGAUUCAAUGUUGUUGGGCUAAAUGGAAUCUACAGUGGCUGCAGGGUUUGUAUGAACCAGUCACAGACAACAUUGGAAGUGAUUCUUCACACACACACACUUCAAUGCAUGUAUCAUGAGCGUAAUAAUAUAUUUUAAUGAACAAAUCAUUACGUGCCUAGUAAGCAUCAAAAGUAACAAGUACAUUGUGUCCAAUGCUGUGAUUGCCACCACCUCACGAUUGCUUCAUUCCAUCUGUAUGAUCUCCCAGCAGCAGCACAGUCAACACCUCACUUCCAAGGUGUUUGUAGUCUCAUCACCGCCGUUUGGUAUUAGGGCUUUCAUUGUUAAUUGAAUCGUGGUCUAAAACUUAGGGUGAUGAGGACAAAAAUGCUUGCCUCCCAAGAUGGUUUUCAUGAAGUUAAGUCUUCUUUUCCUGCUUCAGCCACCCACUAUCCCUCGGGGGAAUUGCCAAAGUGAACUGGCUAAUAUAUACUGAGCGUUAAAGACUCUGUGACACCACAAUGGCAGUCUGUUAUGAACUAUGUCAGAAUCCACAUCUUAAAUUCUGAAAAGUUAAUUUAAAAUUGCCAAAUUUAUAUACAUUGUAUUCACGAAUUAUCCGUAUGCAACUAUUAUUUCGCAGAUCUACCUUGCAAAUUAAUCUAACUGGGCUGUAAUUUGGUUAAAUAAAUAUAGGAUGUUGACCUUUGCAAUCAGUUAGGCAAGUAAAAUAAUGUAGGGUAAUUGGUCAGCAGACCCUGCUUUUGCAUCCACCAAAGUCUGCAAUAGCUGUAGUGUGUUGUAUUUUGUAAAACAUUUAUUUUAAUUUCAGUGACUUUAUAAUCUAGUUUUCAUCCAAGAUGUGCACUAAGUGAGAAUUGAGCAGAAAUGGGUGCUACAUUUACACCGGGCGAGCAGUAGCCUCUGUCGUAACGUUAAAGCCACUGGUGUGAGACCGCAUUUGAAUUUCAACCUCAGACUUCCUGAACAACAUUUCCGGAGCUUGGGUCUGUUUUAUGAAGGCGGCAGGAAAUGGCUUUGUGGCUGUGCGCGUUCCUCACAAACUUCAGCAACGCCGUGGAUGCAAAACUAACGUACGCGGUUUCCUCCAGAUAAAGACGAAACACAAUGCACGCCACGCAUGCAAGGGUACAAACAUUUUUACAUUUGUGUCGAGGUUAUUUCGAAUAAAAAGUUUGCCGAUUCUUGAUCAUAAAGUUGGCUUUGCAGCCAUCCAUGACGAUUUAAUUCGACAAGUUUUCAUGGCACAGCUGCUUUUAGAGCCUGAUGUUGUUUAUUUGGUUAUUUGGAGUCAUUAAUCGGGUUUUUAAAAGAGUGAGAGAAAAACACUGAUUGUAUCAUCUCAUAAACUUGAAGACUAGUUAUUUUACUGAGUUUUACGUUGUGCUUUUCAAGUGUUUAUUUUGUCAUUUUGCCAGAUGUUACAAGGUCCUCCACUGUCAAAGGUUUAAAUACAAAUAGGGGGCAACGUUUUGUGAAUGUUAUUCACCACAUCUGGAUUUACCUGGGCUAAAACUUCACCGCUGACACUCGGUGCUUUGCAUUUUGACGCAUGAAACCACAUUGUUGAUUUGUUUUAUUUAAAAAUUAUCGGGAUGGAGGAAACAUCAAAAAUAUUAUUGAACCCUGACAGCACGAGAAUUACAUUGGUGAUACAUGUGCAAGCACCCUAUGUGUUUAGCUAUGUAUGUUUUUUUGUUAUAGUAUUAAAAAGUGUUUGCAUUAUCCGCACAAUGUAAUAGUUGCCUCCUGUACAAGCAAUGUUGCAGGACUGAUUUUUAGAUGGGAAUAAAUUGUUUGAAAAACGUG